AUGGCCUUACAACUAUUUACCAAUGAACAAUUGAAUUAUUUCAAGUUUGCUUUCAUCGUGCUGAAUGAGAUUCCUAAAGCAUUACGGCAAACUUUUAAACAGAUGUGGAACAACACCUUUGCGUCACGUCCUGGUUUUCAGUCCUGGGAUGACUCUCAUGCUGUACGUAACUUGUUCUUAAGUACUGAAGGUGGAAAAUCCAAAGUCCCCACCCAUCUCUCCUAUGAUGAAUGGGAUUGCACAGCCCUGUUCCAAGCUACUAUCUAUGCACGGUCCUUUGCUUUGCCAGAUAGCAAAGGCCAUCACAGGAUACUUCAUUAUUUGUACUUGAUGUCCUGUAAAUUACCACAUGGUACUUUCCAUUCUUCUGUAGUUAGCUCGACCGGAGAUAAAGCAGAAACCUUUGCACUGGCGAUCGAUCAGCUUCGAUUGUUGAGAAAUUCACUCUGUCAUUUAAAUAAAUCUGAAUUGGACAAAAUAAAAUUUGAUCGAUACGUUCAACUCGCUAAAGACGCAAUGAAAGCCCUUAGAGUUAAUACUGACACUAUUGAUGCUGUUGGAAGUUUGACUGAGUCUGACUUUCCCAUCGAGAAAGUUCGCAAGUUAGAGGAUGACGUCAGAAAAGAGCUUCAAAAAAGAAACGAAUUCCUAGAAGAAGAAGUUAUUGAUGACUUGCAGCUUUUACAGAAAUCUCAAAAGGAAGGUACUGAAGAGCUAAAGAAGACAAUCAAAUCUGAAAAUGCCACUACCCAAGGCACGAUUGAAACUAAGUUUGCCGAGCUUCAAACUGAAAGCAGACUUGUCAGAGAAGAUGUUAAAGAUGAACUACAUCUUUUACAGGAAUCCCACAAAGACGACACCGAGAACCUGAAAGAGGCAAUCGCUGCUAGUGAAGGAAGGAUGGUUGACAAGAUUGACGAGUUUAGCCAAGAGAUGAAAGACCUUCUGGGGGAGCCGCAAAGUUCAGGUAAAUAGCAAAUUAAAACGCGGUUUUUUUGUAAUUCUGAUUCGACCAGAACUCGAACCGCUUAUUCAUUAGGUUUCACCGAGCGAUCUUUUAGCGCUACUCAUGAUUUGGUGUCCUUCACAGUCGUUGUAUAGUCUUGCAUGUAAUCUACAGACAAUGCGUUCUCUCGGAAAAAACAAGUUUCGUGACAAGGCAAAAAGGGACUGUACGGAAAUUUCAUUUUCUCAACAAUUUAUAUACGUUUUUCUGAGGUAGAAAUACUGCUAUAUCUAAUUAAUUUAUUUCAAUGCCGUUGAUCAGCGCGGAAAUGAGGAUAACCUAUGAAAAUAGGCCUUUGGGAUCUUAUAUUCAUUUCAUUCUUUUCUGCUGAAUGACGCAUCUAUGUCAUAGGUUGAAGUAUUAAAUCUUUACUUUUUUUGAGAGGGCACGGUAACGAAUCUUGCAAUUUGAUUGGUUCCUUACCCGGCCAGUAUUUUCCUAUCUCUGCCCACGGGCCACGGUAACGCUUUCGUGAGUCGCCAAGUACAUCCCAACUUUCGUUGCCAUUUUUCAUAAGGGUUUCUCGUUUUUCCGGCUGAGCAGUAUUUUUAAGCAAACACGUCGGUCACUACCUCAAGCCGAUGAAUAACUUAUGAAUCCUCUCUUUUCUUUCACUCAAAUCACUUUGGUUGACAGAAAAAUAUUGGUUUCAGAAUGAAUUUGUAUAAACAAUAGUGUCAUUACGUUGGUUGACAAGCGGCCUAAAACCCGUCAGCAAUUAAUUUUAAUCGUUCACAAAAAUUACCUAGAAAGUUAAAACGUGAGGUAUUUGGUUACAGUUAAACUGAACGAUGGAACUUUCAUUCAUUUAAUACCUGAAUUUUCUCAAGCAAUUUGUUCGCAGUGAAAGAUUGAGCGAAGUUUUAAUUUAAGUUCUACAACAAAUAUACGCUCUCGGUGAGACUUUCCAAGUCCGUUCAAUUUGAACAUUUGUACCGUAACUUGCACAACAGAAACUGAAGGAAUUUUUUGAGAAAAGGCCGCAUUAAAUCCCCUUGUGUCUCGUUGGAGUGUGCCAUUCGAAUUUAGUUUUUGUUAAGGAAAGACCAGAUUUACACACGCCAUUGCAGCAAACAAACGAGCAAACUCUCACAACUUCAAAAUAAAAAAAUUGAAUUUACUCACAAUUACUUUCCUCGCCGUUUACUUAAUGAACAGAGAUAAAUCUUCGUACAUGAAUGAAUCAUCGAUGAGAGUGAAUAAUACUUUCCGUUAGAUCAUUGACAUUGACUGUUUUUGAAGAAAACAUUGUCGUGACAGUCCUUGCCAAACUAGUUCCGUUGUUUUUCAAAUGUUCUUACGUUUUUUUUACUUACACGCUCUCUAAUUGACAGGUGUCAGAUUGUGACAGAUACUUGUAAAAAUAAUGUUUCAAAGUUUGUUUGGAAGCCUUUUAAAUCAUCGUUACGGAAAUGAAAAUGUUUCGCUGAGGCAUCUCUCUUGAAUUUGCAUCAUCUCUAUUUUAACUACCAUUUACUCACUCAAAAACUGUUCAGUUUAUGAAAGAUCUUGCCGUAUUUACAGCCCUAAAUCAUUCGGGUUCUUUCGGAAAACAUAUCAAACUCUUUCCCCAGUGCGACGAACAUUUGUUUUUCUCGGUUCCAGGUGUACGCAACCACUAACCCCACGUAAUGCGCAUGCUCUCCGUUACGAAUUUUCAAAAUGGCGGACAAGCCAAAGAGGGAAAUUAAAAAAACAAAGCGAUUUUGCAAUGAAUACUCAACAUACACCCUCGUUAGAAAGGUGAAUCCACGGAAAAAGGUAAAAAACUGUAUGAUAUUUAGAUCGAUAUGAUAUUAAAUCGAUACCGAGGGCCCGUUUCCAACUUGCUAAGAAGUGCAUUUAGCUUUCUUGACAGCUUUCUGAAGACAGAAUACUUUCUUUCUGAAGACUUCUGAUACGCGGCUAUUGAUUAUUACACCUCGUAUACCUGAUUGCACAAACACUUUGUUUACGAUUGUUGAAAGGACCGACUCAUGGUUCUCCGUCUUCGUCUUUAAAUUGCUUUGAAAUAGUAUAGAUUAGUAAGCUGAAACGAAAAAUUAAUCAAGGAAGCUUACGAAAAAUCCAGCAAACAAGAUUAAAAAAAGGCAUUUAUUUAGACUUCAUACUUCAACGAACUUCACAAAUCUUACUUGUUUAUCUUGUAAGUAAACGAUGGCAGAUUAAUUCCCGAAGCGCUUUCUGAGUUUCCCGAUCCCUCUCCUACUGCUUUCACGCUUACAAAACAGGAAAAAAUCAAAAGGAGGAAGAUACAGCUGUUUUGAAACGCCAUUUGACGAGGGUAAAUCUGCUUUUUGUUCGACACUUUACAUAUCAAAACAAAGGAAAUUUGUUCCUCUUUUUGAUUCUGGCGGUACUGGCGUACAUUUUUAAUUUGCGCUUGCGUAAAAGAGAUAUCGCCCGAGACCCUUCGCUCGGUGGUGUUUUGAUCAAAAACGCCUUGUUAAUUUCAAGCAACCGCUCAGAAAUUGAGGUAAAAAUGACGAGGGAAAAACUUUACCUUCAAGUUAGAAAAUUAGCGAAAUAGAAAACCACAAUAUUAUAGUUUAAUAUUUCAGAGGUACACUGAGUGCUCUUUCCGUAGAGAAUCCGCACGAUAGUAAAACAUUCGAAAAUUACACUCGAUUUGAGAGGGGUGUUGAAGUGGGCGUGGUCACUACAUUCAUGUUAAGACUAUUUGUACCCUAUGAGUUUGAUAUGAUUUCGUCAAGUUUCAAAAAAAUAAAUAUGUUAUUUACCGGCUAAGGGUCGGUCCGUAUGGUGAAAAACUGUGACCUCGGUCUUGAAAAUGCUGCAGUUUUUCACCAUACGGACCUCCCAGCCGGCAAAUAACAUAUAUGUAUAAAGAGAAAAAACAAAAAAGCCUCGACUCUGCUAUGUUCUGUCAAAGAUUGAUUAAACCGUUGUGAUUGCAGCCACGAAGGAGGGAUAAGAAAUACUCAACUUAAAGUAGUGUUUCUCUAUAUGCCUCUUUCAUGCUAUCGCCACCUCCCGCUACAGAAUAAGGCGCAGUCGAGUCUUCUUUAUUUGUUCUGUUCACUACCCUUGUACCACCAAAGAUUUUGAGUGCAUACCGACUGAUCCUGUAAAGGCCAUUGCACAUUAUGUUUUCCUUGUCUAAAACCAACUUUCUUUGUAGGAUUUAAACCACGUUUUUCACGAUUGAAUCUUCCUUCUCACUUUACUGGCCGUGAAAAAGAAUGUGAAGAGAUUAUUGGUCACGUGAAUUCUGAUUCAACGCAAAUCGUAUCAGUCUGGGGGUCACCAGGGUUUGGAAAAACGUCUACCGCAAUCGCUGUGGGUCACCAGCUUCAAAAGCGCGGUCGAACUGUCUACUUUAUCUCACUACGCGGGCUUACCUCAAAAGGUGAUUUAACGUCAAAAUUACUUAGCCACUUCCGAACUGAUAAAUCGGCCAAACAGGGUUUAAAAGCUGACGAUGAAAUUGGAUUCAUUUUUGAAAGGCUAUCGGAUCCAUGUGUGUUGAUCCUUGAUAAUGCCGAUGAUUUGUUUGAAUGUGGCGAGCCAGAUGUGAAAAAGGGGACUGUGAAUCUGCUGAAAGAUAUCCUAAACCGCAGCGAAAAGGUCAAAUUUCUCCUAACCACGCGGGAGUCAAUGGCCCAUUUGGAUAUGUCUUUACAGGGACACAAGUCCACCAGAAUAGGAGAACUCGACAAGUCAUCCUCAAAAGCUUUGGUGAAAAACUUACUUCCAAAGGCGAGCUCUUCUGACGCAGUGAAAAUCGCGCAGAUGUGCGGACAGGUGCCCUUAGCUAUUUGGUUGUUGUGUAAGUCGCUCUCUGACGAUUACGUCCAAUGUAGUGCAGAUCUUGAUGAAUUAAUGCUGUCUGAAAGUAGCCUACUUGAAUUGCUGGACAACCCAGUACAUACCAGUGAUGCAAGGCUUAAAACCCUAUUUGAAUCGUCUUUCCAGAGACUGUCUUCGCAGGACCAAGAAGCACUGGUGUCUUUGAGUGUUCUUCCAGAAACAUUUGAUCUUAAGAUUGCUACAGCUGUUUUAGAGAGCUCCAUCGAAACUAGGAAAGUUUUGGGAAGACUACAAGGGAGGGCCCUCAUGGAUAGAUGUUCAAAUUCGGACAAAUUCUCCAUUCACAAACUUUUGCAAUCCUUUGCAAAAAACAAGGGUAGACGUGAGAUGGAAGAAACAGUUCUGAUUGCGAACACUCGCUUUUUAUUAUUCUACAUUGACUUGGCUGAGAAACUCAAUGAGAUGUUCCUGACAGGACACUCCAUGAAAGCAUUGAUCGAGUUCUUCGACAAUGAAAGAAGUAUUGUAAAAAGUUUGAUGGAUGGUUGCACAAACGACAAGGCAGCAGACAGAGUUUUUCAAGUUUUGGCAAAAGCAGAGGUUUUUCUUGCCACUGCUUUUUACAACAACGAACUUAAUUUCGAGAAGAUUUUUCAAUCAGCAGUAAAGGCAGCUAGUCAGCUUGGACGAAGUGUUCUCCACAGACAACUACUUCAAUCCAAGGCGUUUGGUUACAUUAUUUGGGGAGGAAGUGGGAAUACAAUGCUGUUGCUUUCGGAGACCAGUAAACUUCAAAGUUUAACCACCACCACUUGUCCCGAAGAGAGAGGCAAACACUUGUGCUACUCUGGCAUCUAUCAGCUUGUGGCAGGAAAGACGCAAGAGGGAGUUGGAAGUUUAAAAGAAGCUAUUUCCCUUCUGAACAAAACUGCUGAGCAUAAAGUUCUGAGACUUAUGAUACUUCAAAUCCUUGCUAUUUUCUAUCGAUGCGCAAAAGGCGACCACGAGAUGUCAGCCACGUUCUACGACAGAGCAGUGAAAGAAUGCAGAGAGGCAGAAGACAUGCAUCUAUUAGUAAUUCCGGAUAAUAACGGAGAAGCGAAUUAUUGGGACGAACACAAGGUACCCUCAAGUACAGAAAAUCUUGGAAACGAAGCCAUUGAAAUUGCAGUGAUCUAUCUUGUGGUCAGCGCAAUUAAAAUUAUGUCUUCAACUGAAAUUAGGGAUUUUUCAAUCAAGUUAUUUCUCAGAAUACUUCAAGGCAUCGAGUCAACCAAUGAAGUGACGAAACCUGGAUGGUUUAGAUUUCAAGCAAACGCAAUUACUAUGCUAAGUACGUUUCAUAAGUAUCAGGAAGGCUUAUCACUAACUCAGAAACUAAUAACCUGCCACCUAAAUUCACUGCAAAAGGGGACGACAGGCGAAGAAAACGUUACCUCUAGUCUACAAAAAGAAGCUCUAGCAGAGUGGUAUUUGCUACAAGGGAAGAAUCAACAUUGCCUACGUCACUUUUCAGAAGCUUUCACCUCAAAACAGCAUGCUCUUACCAUCAUCUUAGAACUCUUCGGUGAAAAAAAUGCCAAGACUGCCGAUGUAUACUCAGAAUUAGGGUUUACAAAAUGCAGACUAGGAGAUUAUAACUCAGCUGCGGAGUCUCACAAGCUUGCACUCGACAUCAGAAUUCAAUUGCAUGGGGAAGAACAUCUGAGGACCGCCGACAGCUACCAUGAGCUGGGGGUUACCCAAAAUGCACUUAGCGAUUACACCUCAGCCGCAAAGUUCCACGAGCGUGCACUAAACAUCAGACAAAAAGUAUUGGGUGAAGAUCAUGAAAACACCGCGCGCAGCUACUUUAACCUGGGGGUUGCUCAAUAUAUGCUUGGAGAUUACACCUCAGCCACUAAGUCACUCACGCGAGCACUAAACAUCAGACAAAAGGUAUUGGGUGAGGAUCAUGAGAAGACCGCUGACAGCUACUUUAACCUGGGGGUUAUCCAAUAUGUGCUUAAAGAUUACAACUCAGCCAAUAAGUCACACGAGCGAGCACUGAACAUCAGACAAAAGGUAUUGGGUGAAGAUCAUGAGGAUACCGCUGACAGCUACUGUAAGCUGGGGGUUAUCCAACAUAUGCUUAAAGAUUACACCUCAUCCGCUGAGUCACACAAGCGAGCACUAAACAUCAGACAAAAGGCAUUGGGUGAAGAUCAUGAGAAGACCGCUGACAGCUACUUUAACUUAGGGGAUACCCAGCAUAUGCUUAGAGAUUAUACCUCAGCCUAUAAGUCACUCACGCGAGCACUAAACAUCAGACAAAAGGUAUUGGGUGAGGAUCAUGAGAAGACCGCUGACAGCUACUUUAACCUGGGGGUUAUCCAGUAUGUGCUUAAAGAUCACACCUCAGCCACUAAGUCACUCACGCAUGCACUAAACAUCAGACAAAAGGUAUUGGGUGAAGAUCAUGAGAAGACCGCAGAUAGCUACUAUAAGCUGGGGGUUAUCCAACAUAUGCUUAAAGAUUACACCUCAUCCGUUGAGUCACACAAGCAAGUGCUAAACAUCAGACAAAAGGUAUUAGGUGAAGAUCAUGAGAAGACAGCUGACAGCUACUUUAACCUGGGUGAUACCCAAUAUAUGCUUAGUGAUUACAACUCAGCAACUAAGGCACACAAGCGAGCACUAACCAUCAGACGAAAGGUCUUGGGUGAAGAUCAUGAGAACACCGCUGACAGCUACCAUAGGCUGGGGGUUAUCCAACAUAUGCUCAAAGAUUACACCUCAUCCGCCGAGUCACACAAGCAAGCCCUAAACAUCAGACAAAAGGUAUUGGGUGAGGAUCACGAGAAGACCGCUGACAGUUACUUUAACCUGGGGGUUAUACAAUAUGUGCUUAAAGAUUACACCUUAGCCAAUAAGUCACACGAACGAGCACUAAACAUCAGACGAAAGGUCUUGGGUGAAGAUCAUGAGAAUACCGCUGACGGCUACUUUAACCUGGGGGAUACCCAGUAUAUGCUUAGAAAUUUCAUCUCAUCCGCUGAGUCACACAAACGAGCGCUAAACAUCAGACAAAAGGUAUUGGGUGAAGAUCAUGAGAAGACCGCUGACAGCUACUUUAAACUGGGGAAUAUCCAAUAUAUUUUUAGCGAUUACACCUCAGCCAAUGAGUCACACAAGCGAGCACUAAACAUCAGACAAAAGGUAUUGGGUGAAGACCACGAGAAUACCGCUGACAGCCACUUUAACUUGGGGGUUAUCCAAUAUAUGGUUAGUGAUUACACCUCAGCCGCUGACUCACACGAGCGAGCAUUAACCAUCAGACAAAAGAAAUUGAGUGAGGAUCAUGAGAAUACCGCUGACAGCUAUUUUAACCUAGGGGUUAGCCAAUAUAUGCUGAAAAAAUACACCUCAUCCGCUGAGUCACACAAGCGAGCACUAAACAUCAGACACAAGGUUUUGGGCGAAGAUCACAAGAAGACCGCUGAAAGCUACUUUAAAUUGGGGAAUGUCCAAUACAUGUUAUGUGAUUACACAUCAGCCACUAAGUCACACAAGCGAGCACUAAACAUCAGACAAAAGGUAUUGGGUAAGGAUCAUGAGAAGACCGCUGACAGCUACUUUGAGCUGGGGAUUUCCCAAUAUUUGCUUAAAGACUACACCUCAGCCACUGAGUCACACACGCGAGCACUACACAUCAGACAAAAGGUAUUGGGUGAAGAUCAUGAGAAGACCGCUUGCAGCUGCCAUGAGCUGGGGAUUACCCAAUUUAUGCUUAAAGAUUACAUCUCAGCUACCAAGUCACACACGCGAGCACUAAACAUCAGACAAAAGGUAUUGGGUGAAGAGAAUGAGAACACCGCUUACAGCUUCCAUAAGCUGGGGAUUACCCAAUAUAUGCUCAAAGAUUACGCAUCAUCCGCUGAGUCGGACAAGCGAGCACUCAAAAUCAGACAAAAGGUAUUGGGUGAAGAUCAUGAGAAGACUGCUGAGAGCUACUUUAACCUAGGGGUUACCCAGUAUAUGCUUAAAGAUUACACCUUAUCUGCUGAUUCACACAGGCGAGCGCUAAACAUCAGACAAAAGGUAUUGGGUGACGAUCAUGAGAAGACCGCUGACAGCUACUUUAAUCUGGGGGAAAUGCAAUCUAUGUUAAAUGAUUACACCUCGGCUACUGAGUCACACAACCAAGCACUAAACAUCAGACAAAAGGUAUUGGGUGAAGAUCAUGAGGAGACGGCUGACAGCUUUCAUAAGCUGGGGGUAAUCCAAUAUGUGCUUAAAGAUUACACCUCAGCCACUAAGUCACACAAGCGAGCACUAAACAUCAGGCAAAACGUAUUGGGUGAAGAUCAUGAGGACACCGCUUGCAGCUCCUAUGAGCUGGGGAUUACCCAAUAUAUGCUUAAAGAAUACACCUCGGCCACUGAGUCACACAAGCGAGCACUAAACAUCAGACAAAAGGUAUUGGGUGAAGAUCAUGAGAAGACCGCUGACAGCUACUUUAACCUGGGGGAUACCCAGCAUAUGCUUAGAGAUUACACCUCAGCCUAUAAGUCACUCACGCGAGCACUAAACAUCAGACAAAAGGUCUUGGGUGAGGAUCAUGAGAAGACCGCUGACAGCUACUUUAACCUGGGGGUUAUCCAGUAUGUGCUUAAAGAUCACACCUCAGCCAAUGAGUCACACAAGCGAGCACUAAACAUCAGACAAAAGGUAUUGGGUGAAGAUCAUGAGAAGACCGCUGAUAGCUACUAUAAGCUGGGGGUUAUCCAACAUAUGCUUAAAGAUUACACCUCAUCCAUUGAGUCCCACACGCGAGCGCUAAACAUCAGACAAAAGGUAUUAGGUGAAGAUCAUGAGAAGACAGCUGACAGCUACUUUAACCUGGGUGAUACCCAAUGUAUGCUUAGUGAUUACAACUCAGCAACUAAGGCACACAAGCGAGCACUAACCAUCAGACGAAAGGUCUUGGGUGAAGAUCAUGAGAAGACCGCUGACAGCUACUUUAAACUGGGGAAUAUCCAAUAUAUUUUUGGCGAUUACACCUCAGCCAAUGAGUCACACAAGCGAACACUAAACAUCAGACAAAAGGUAUUGGGUGAAGAUCAUGAGAAGACCGCUGACAGCUACUUUAAACUGGGGAAUAUCCAAUAUAUUUUUAGCGAUUACACCUCAGCCAAUGAGUCACACAAGCGAGCACUAAACAUCAGACAAAAGGUAUUGGGUGAAGACCACGAGAAUACCGCUGACAGCCACUUUAACUUGGGGGUUAUCCAAUAUAUGGUUAGUGAUUACACCUCAGCCGCUGACUCACACGAGCGAGCAUUAACCAUCAGACAAAAGAAAUUGAGUGAGGAUCAUGAGAAUACCGCUGACAGCUAUUUUAACUUAGGGGUUAGCCAAUAUAUGCUUAAAAAAUACACCUCAUCCGCUGAGUCACACAAGCGAGCACUAAACAUCAGACACAAGGUUUUGGGCGAAGAUCACAAGAAGACCGCUGAAAGCUACUUUAAAUUGGGGAAUGUCCAAUACAUGUUAUGUGAUUACACAUCAGCCACUAAGUCACACAAGCGAGCACUAAACAUCAGACAAAAGGUAUUGGGUAAGGAUCAUGAGAAGACCGCUGACAGCUACUUUGAGCUGGGGAUUUCCCAAUAUUUGCUUAAAGACUACACCUCAGCCACUGAGUCACACACGCGAGCACUACACAUCAGACAAAAGGUAUUGGGUGAAGAUCAUGAGAAGACCGCAUGCAGCUGCCAUGAGCUGGGGAUUACCCAAUUUAUGCUUAAAGAUUACAUCUCAGCUACCAAGUCACACACGCGAGCACUAAACAUCAGACAAAAGGUAUUGGGUGAAGAGAAUGAGAACACCGCUUACAGCUUCCAUAAGCUGGGGAUUACCCAAUAUAUGCUCAAAGAUUACGCAUCAUCCGCUGAGUCGGACAAAAGAGCACUAAAAAUCAGACAAAAGGUAUUGGGUGAAGAUCAUGAGAAGACUGCUGAGAGCUACUUUAACCUAGGGGUUACCCAGUAUAUGCUUAAAGAUUACACCUUAUCCGUUCAUUCACACAAGCGGGCGCUAAACAUCAGACAAAAGGUAUUGGGUAAGGAUCAUGAGAAGACCGCUGACAGCUACUCUGAGCUGGGGAUUACCCAAUAUUUGCUUAAAGAUUACACCUCAGCCACUGAGUCACACACGCGAGCACUACACAUCAGACAAAAGGUAUUGGGUGAAGAUCAUGAGAACACUGCUUGCAGCUACCAUGAGCUGGGGAUUACCCAAUAUAUGCUUAAAGAUUACAUCUCAGCCACUAAGUCACACACGCGAGCACUUAAAAUCAGACAAAAGGUAUUGGGUGAAGAUCAUGAGAAGACUGCUGAGAGCUACUUUAACCUGGGGGUUACCCAGUAUAUGCUUAAAGAUUACACCUUAUCUGCUGAUUCACACAGGCGAGCGCUAAACAUCAGACAAAAGGUAUUGGGUGACGAUCAUGAGAAGACCGCUGACAGCUACUUUAACCUGGGAAACACCCAAUUUAUGCUUAAAGAUUACACCUCAGCCACUAAGUCACACAAGCGAGCACUAAACAUCAGACAAAACGUAUUGGGUGAAGAUCAUGAGGACACUGCUUGCAGCUCCUAUGAGCUGGGGAUUACCCAAUAUAUGCUUAAAGAUUACGCCUCAGCCACUAAGUCACACAAGCGAGCACUACAAAUCAGACAAAAGGUAUUGGGUGAUGAUCAUGAGAAGACCGCUGACAGCUUCUAUAAGCUGGGGAAAGCCCAAUAUGAGUUAAGUGACUACACCUCAGCUGCUGAGUCACACAAGGGAGCACUUAACAUCAGACAAAAGGUAUUGGGUGAAGAUCAUGAGAAGACCGCUGACUGUUACUUUAACCUGGGAAACACCCAAUUUAUGCUUAAAGAUUACGCCUCUGCCACUGAGUCACACAAGCGAGCACUAAACAUCAGACAAAAGGUAUUAGGUGAAGAUCAUGAGAAGACCGCUGACUGCUACUUUCACCUAGGGGAAACCCAAUUUAUGCUUAAAGAUUACGCCUCAGCCACUGAGUCACACAAGCGAGCACUACACAUCAGACAAAAGGUAUUGGGUGAAGAUCAUGAGAAGACCGCUGACAGCUCCUUUUCCCUGGGGAUUGUCCAAUAUAUGCUUAAAGAUUACGUCCCAGCCACUGAGUCACACAAUUAG
Molecule: messenger RNA, 11986 nt
Organism: Pocillopora meandrina
Lineage: Eukaryota; Metazoa; Cnidaria; Anthozoa; Scleractinia; Pocilloporidae
Source: the annotation of a GenBank genome assembly